Theileria equi strain WA is the source of this 1537-nucleotide messenger RNA. RefSeq lists its product as hypothetical. The coding region runs from base 1 to 1533 and encodes 510 amino acids. NCBI's taxonomy places the organism in Eukaryota, Apicomplexa, Aconoidasida, Piroplasmida, Theileriidae. The transcript has a single exon. The record is from RefSeq and is a predicted model, not a curated record.
AUGACUGAAAAUACGGCUGAAAACAUGACGGAAGAAAAGAAGGAGGAGAAGAAUGAGACUCCUCCUGACGCUUUGACGUUGGUGAGACGAGCUGGAAUGUUCAUGGUUGGAUUGACAUUAUUGCAGACGCUUUACCUUGGUUUGAAUGCUUCUAGAUACACAAUCAAGAGAUUCAAGAUUCCUGAUGAGAAUGUUGAUUUAUUCAUCACAAAGGUCAACAAUUCUCUUCAAAUCUCCUGUUUUAUAGGAACUAUACUCAUAAACAUCUAUUUCUGGACUUGUAAGAAUCUUCAAAAGUACAACUACAAAAUAUCAGUUGUUACAAACUUCCUUUGUUUUGCAGCCUACUUACCUCUUCUACACUCAUUCACGAGCGGAGGUCCUCAAGGACAUUUGACCUAUUACUACUAUAUGAUAACGUUCUCUUCCUUCAUCUACGGUGUGAAUCAGGCGUUUAUGCUGAAUAUAGGGGUCCCUGAAAUAACCUAUUACAGCGCCUCUAUUCCCCUUGGAGGUUUGGAAGCAGCAGGAUUUCAUCUCAUAUUCCUCAGCAUUGCAGAAAGGAUUAAUGUGAGCAAUAUAGACCAUAGUAUUGUUGUUGGUCAGAUUUUACUUUCCAUUGUCAUGUCCUUCAUCACUUUCCUGUUAUGUGCAUAUGGAUAUUGGAGUGGUCCUGCACAGAAUAGUGAUAAUACCCAGAAUGCAAGUGGUGCUAGUACUAAUACUAACACUACCAACAGUAAUGAGACUAAUAGCCAAACGCAAGGAAAUGCAAAAACAUCACCACCGUUAAAUGAGAUGUUUAAUGCAUGGUCCCCGAUUUUAAUGACUGCUCUUGGGUUGGGUAUAAUUUAUGGUAUAUACCCUGCUAUUAUGCCAUUUAAACUGGCAAGAUUGGAAAGUGCAUAUAGACUUGAUUUGAUCUUCAUGAUAUCUAGUGCGUUCCCUGGCAUAAUUCUCUGUAUAAUAUCUGAAUGCACAACCUGGGGACCAAAUCGCAAUUGGAAGAAGGACGCAAACUGGAACUAUACCUGGUUUUUGGCGAUCCCAUUUGUGAUACUCCCGGUCAUUUUCAUACUCCCACUUCACUAUCCAUAUCUGUCAAUAUCAAUGCUAAUAAGAAACAACAUCUGGUUUCAUGGAUUCCUGGGUUUCAUAUAUCUCUAUUGUCACCUCAUUUUGGUCACUGUUGGAUACUCUGCUGCAGGUACCCAAGUAGAUUUUGAUAAGCAAUACUAUGAUGGAAAUGCAUCGGCUUUUAACACACUUUUCGCCUAUUUUUGGUUAAUCACAAUAUCGCUAAUUGGACACGGUUACCUCAAGACUUACUCAAAAUAUGAGAAAGAUCCAGACAACUGGCCUACCAGACACUAUGGAUUCUGGAAAUCGCUAUGGUUUUGGAUUCCAAAGGCACUUGGUGGAGCAUGCACUAGUCUAUGGGCUACGUUCUCUGCGGAUGUGAGAGGGGAUAUCUUAUGCAAAAAGGAGCAUCUAUUUAUUGUAUAUGAAGAUGCUCCUCCUGACUAUGAAUAAGCUU